Hyla sarda is the source of this 3651-nucleotide messenger RNA. RefSeq names its product ecto-ADP-ribosyltransferase 5-like. The transcript has 7 exons. The coding region runs from base 98 to 1081 and encodes 327 amino acids. Lineage: Eukaryota; Metazoa; Chordata; Amphibia; Anura; Hylidae. Gene Ontology annotation, molecular function: NAD+ poly-ADP-ribosyltransferase activity; NAD+-protein-arginine ADP-ribosyltransferase activity. The record is from RefSeq and is a predicted model, not a curated record.
UGUAAAACCGGAAGAGAGAAACUUCUACAAGACGAGACUGGAAAGACUCAAAAGAGACACCUCAGGAGCCGCACACCCAGGGGAGAGAUAUAACACAAUGAUCCUUCUGUUUGUCACUUCCAUCUCUUUGUGUCUGGACUUGGCCGGGAUCUCUACAGACUCCUCUGUAGAUGAUAAAGUGCAGAUAUCUGGUAAAACCAACUGGAAGAAGAACAAGAAAACUGCAGGAACAAAAAUGGCCGCUGAACAGUUCAGCUUCCUGCCCUCGAUGAAGUGUGAGCAUCAGAUAUUGGACUUUAAUCCCAACUCUUUCGAUGACCAGUACAUCGGAUGCUCCAAACAAUAUGAGGCCGAUCUCAUGCCAACAAUUUUAACCUGGGAGAAAGCCUUCAACUCGGCCUUUGGUUUGGCGUGGGACCAAGCUGCGGUGAAGUGGAAGAAGGUGAAGUCCACCGUGCGUCUUCCUAGUGAAUUUCGGGAUGAGUUUGGGAUAGCCAUCAUCGUCUACACCACAGACUGGCCCGAGAGCAGCCCAAUCUAUAAAGAGCUCAAUGGGAAUGUGACCUUAGCCGGACGGUCCAGGAAACGCUAUAUGGAGAGCUUCCACUAUAAGGCUUUGCACUUCUACCUGACCCGAGCCCUACAGGUGUUGAGGAAGAACUCAAAAAGACUAACACAGACCUACAAAGUCUUUAGGGGCACAGAUAAGUCUCUGCAGGUGUCCGAGGAGAUGGACCUGAGGUUUGGUAGAUUCACCUCUUCUUCUCGGAAUAUAGAAGUAGCCAAAGAAUAUUCUGGAGGACUGUUCUUCGAGAUGACAACCUGCUUUGGAGUGGACAUCCACAGACUAUCCUUUUUCCCCAAAGAGCAGGAAGUAUUGAUUCCGGUGGCUGAGAAAUUCCGAUAUGUUGAGUUAAGAGGGAACAUUUAUGUCUUGGAAAGCACAUGUGAACUAUGCAGUUACUUCAAUUGUACUUUACUGGGAGACGAGAAGCGAGAUUUCCCCAUGUGCAGCUCAGGCUGCCGGCGCCUGGAGAUCACGUCCCCGCGGCUCACACUGCAAGAACGGAGCAGUGUGUGAGAAAGUUCCAUGAAGCUCUGAUCCUCCAAUAUGAUCCAUCUUAUUGCUAUGAGGAGGAUUAACCUGACCUGAGACGUCAGUACAGGGGACGCUCCGUCCAAUCCUGCCGUGUGGAUCCAAAAGAGAAGAAGAAAAUAGAAGAAUAAAUGUAAACCAUUCCGAUAAAUGAAACUGGAAGUGAUCCCCUCCACCCCCGACCCCCCCUCCCCCGCAGUAGAGUAUGCAGGGACAUGUCUGAACUGCUGGGGGUUCUGGUUUACAGCCUUUUGUACAAAAAAAACAAAUCAUAUCUUAACCCCUUAAGGACCGGGGUUUUUUCCGUUUUUGCAUUUUCGUUUUUUGCUCCUUGCCUUUAAAAAAUCAUAACUCUUUCAAUUUUGCACCUAAAAAUCCAUAUGAUGGCUUAUUUUGUGCGCCACCAAUUCUACUUUGUAAUGACAUCAGUCAUUUUGCCCAAAAAUCUACGGUGAAACAGAAAAAAAAUCAUUGUGCGACAAAAUUGAAAAAAAACAGCCGUUUUGUAACUUUUGGGGGUUUCCGUUUCCACGUAGUACAUUUUUCGGUAAACAUUACACCUUAUCUUUAUUCUGUAGGUCCAUACGAUUAAAAUGAUCCCCUACUUAUAUAGGUUUAAUUUUGUCGGACUUCUGGAAAAAAUCAUAACUACAUGCAGGAAAAUUAAUAUGUUUAAAAUUGUCAUCUUCUUACCAUUAUAACUUUUUUAUUUUUCCGUGUAUGGGGCGGUAUGAGGGCUCAUUUUUUGCGCCGUGAUCUGAAGUUUUUAGCGGUAUCAUUUUUGCAUUGAUAGGACUUAUUGAUCGCUUUUUAUUCAUUUUUAAAUUAUAUAAAAAGUGACCAAAAAUGCACUAUUUUGGACUUUGGAAUUUUUUUGCGCGUACGCCAUUGACCGUGCGGUUUAACUAAUGAUAUAUUUUUAUAAUUCGGAAAUUUCCGCACGCGGAGUUACCAUAUAUGUUUAUUUUUAUUUACACUGUGUUUUUUUUAUGGGAAAAGGGGGGUGAUUCAAACUUUUAAUAGAGGAGGAGUUAAAUGAUAUUCAUUCACAUUUUUUUUGCAGUGUUAUAGGUCCCAUAGGGACCUAUAACACUGCACACACUGAUAAUUGUUAUCCCAUAGGGACCUAUAACACUGCACACACUGAUCUCUUAUACUGAUCAUUGUUAUCCCAUAGGGAACUAUAACACUGCACACACUGAUCUCUUAUACUGAUCAUUGUUAUCCCAUAGGGACCUAUAACACUGCACACACUGAUCUAUUACAUUGAUCAGUGGUUUCUCAUAGGAAACCAGUGAUCGACGAUUCUGCCGCAUGACUGUUCAUGCCUGGAUCUCAGGCACUGAGCAGUCAUUCGGCGAUCGGACAGCGAGGAGGCAGGUAGGGGCCCUCCCGCUGUCCUGUAAGCUGUACGGGAUGCCGCAAUUUCGCCGCGGCUAUCCCCAACAGCCCACUGAAUUAAUCAGCAGCUUUCACUUUAGGUUUUAGCUGCGUGGCUCAGCUCUGAGCGCGCGGCUAAAGGGUUAAUAGCGCGCGGCGCCGCGAUCGGCGCUUCGCACUAUUAGCGGCGGGUCCCGGCUUCACUAUGACGCCGGGCCCGCCGUGAUAUGAUGCGGGGUUACUGUGUAACCCCGCGUUAUAUCAGGAGAGCAGGACCAAGGACGUACCGGUACAUCCUUGGUCCUUAAGGGGUUAAAGGGGUACUCCGGCCCUGAGACAUCUUAUCCCCUAUCCAUCCAAAGGAUAGGGGAUAAGAUGUCUCACCGCGGGGGUCCUGCCGCUGGGGACCCCCGCAAUCUUGUAUUCGCCACCCACACUGUUAUGAUUCGGCAGGCUGGAGGUGGAUCUUCUGUGUCAGCGAGGGAUUGGCGUGGACCGUGUCGGUGGACCGGUUCUAAAUUGCUACUGGUAUUCACCAGAGCCCGCCGCAAAGCGGGAUGGUCUUGCUGCGGCGGUAGCAACCAGGUCGUAUCCACCGGCAACGGCUCAACAACCUCGCUGACUGCUGAGAAGGCGUGGGACAGAAGGACUAGGCAGAGGCAAGGUCAGACGUAGCAGAAGGUCGGGGCAGGCGGCAAGGUUCGUAGUCAAGGGUAACGGCAGAAGGUCUGGUAACACUGGUAAGGCAAUCACAGAAAAGGCUUUCACUAGGCACGAGGGCAACAAGAUCCGGCAAUGCUGGGAAGGGGAAGUGAGGUUAUAAAGGCGUGGAGCAGGUGGGAGCUAAUUACACUGAUUGGGCCAGGCACCAAUUAGUGGUGCACUGGCCCUUUAAAUCUUAGAGAGCUGGUGCGCGCGCCCUAGAGAGCGGAGCCGCGCGCGCCAGGACGUGACAGCCGGGGACGGGACAGGUAAGUAGAUUGGGAUGCGAUCCGCGAGCGGGCGCGUCCUGCUAUGCGAAUCGCAUCCCCGCCGGCAGUGUCAGUGCAGCGCUCCCGGUCAGCGGGUCUGACCGGUGGUGCUGCAGAGAGGAGAACGCCGUGACCGCUCCUGGGAGUAGCAGGGACCCGGAGCGCUUGGUGUAACACACCUGUUUGAGCUGUACGCCGUGCUGC